CAGGCAUUCUCAAUCGAACUCGUGCACGUCGAUUGAGCCGUUGUUCGGCGACUAAGGGAAGUGCUGCGGGAGACGGAGGACGAAUCCAGGUGUCCGCGAUGUUGCUGUCAUCUGUCCUGCGAACCGCGCUCUCUCACACGGUGAGGCGGGUUCGACGCUUGCACCAGACAGCAGUUCGCUCGGGGGCGGGGGGAGCUCUCUUUGUGCACAGGGACACUCCUGAGAACAAUCCAGACACCCCUUUCGAAUUCACUGAGGAAAAUCUCAAGAGAAUUGAUGCAAUUGUGAAGAUGUACCCUGAGGGACACAAAGCAGCAGCUACUAUCCCAGUGCUGGACCUGGCUCAAAGACAGCAUGGAUGGUUGCCCAUAUCUGCCAUGAACAAGGUUGCUGAAGUGCUUGAUGUGCCUCCAAUGAGGGUGUAUGAAGUAGCGACGUUUUACACCAUGUUCCAGCGCAAACCAGUGGGGAAGUAUCACAUUCAGGUGUGCACCACGACUCCAUGCAUGCUCUGCAACUCAGACAGCAUCCUGGAGGCCAUCCAGAACAAACUAGGUAUUAAGGUUGGAGAAUCAACACCUGACAGGAUGUUUUCACUAAUAGAGGUGGAAUGCCUUGGUGCCUGUGUCAAUGCACCCAUGGUCCAAAUCAAUGACAACUAUUAUGAGGAUCUCGAGCCCAAGGACAUUGAGCACAUCAUUGAUGAGCUUAAAGCUGGGAGAGUCCCACCGCCAGGUCCUAGGAACGGUCGUUUCUCCUGUGAACCAGCAGGAGGUCUGACUUCUCUGACAGAACCUCCCCCUGGACCGGGGUUUGGAGUAAGAGCAGAUCUGUAGCGAUGCAGUUGUAACUGUUCUUCUGCAUUCAUUAAAUUUAUUGAUGUUCUAGUGUGAAACUUAAAACAUGUAAAUAAAAUCUUUGACCUGAGCUGUACAUGCGAGUUCUCCAAUGUUCAGAGGAUUCAUUUACGUAUUCGGAAGUAGCCCGGCCUAGUUAAGACCCACGCAUCAUCACGUGACGAUGUGGAACCCACUGUGGAUACCUGCAAGUGGGUGUGUGACUCAGCCAGCAGGUGUCAUUGCCACCAGCUGUGCUUUUACUUUUUGUCAAACUGCUGAAGCAGACAGGUCAUCACAACAGGAAUGACAUAUGGCAGAAGCUUACCUCCCUCGACGCUGUGUGCUCUUUUUAUUGUGAAUAUUGGUUUCCCGACAUCCCUAGUGUCUAAGAGCCACUAAGAACAUCGGAGUCUUGUGUGAUUGACACUUUUUCUUCACCUUGAUGAUGCACAACACAGAUGUGUAAAAGCUGCUCUUGAAAGUCCCACGGAAACUUCUGACCAAACGUGAAGCGUAAGAAAACAAACAAGCGGUGUCUUUUCUGGAUCCUUCCCUGUUCAGGACUGUGGGCCUCAUCCCUCGCAUCGCUCUCACUGUAGACAGCACCACCAGCAGCUGCACUUGCAACCGUUUCCUACCGUUUCCUAACGUUUCUCCAUCCACUGCCCUGCUGUCCAUGGGAUUUGCCUAAAACCGUGUCAUUUUGCAGCUUACGUGCAUUUUAUAUAUAGAAACCCGGCCCGUUGACUGGAAAUGAGCGCUCCUAUGGCAAACAGUGGUUUCAGUCUGUUGAUGCUGUUCACAUAGAUAGAUUAGUCGCGGAAAAUUAAACAUUUACAUGAUUUUCAGACGCUUCUCAAAGCGACUCGCAAUGGACACCAUCAUAUCGGCUCACAAACCAAAUCACCAAGUUGCUAGAUACUGUUAUUAUACAGUAUAUAUAUAUAUAAUGAACAGAACAGAAUAAACGUGUUAAUCCAGGUUUUUGUUAAACCUUCAUUCUAUGCUCCGACAAGCACCAACCACCCCGUGCUGUGAGGCGCCUUGUCGUUUCCUCGCGGCGGCACAGCGCGUUCUUCCGCAAGCACGUGCUCCGUGUCCGCGCGCUCAUUCCAUGCACGCUCGCCGCUCGCUUCCUACCGUGCUACCUCACGCCCCUCCGCCGCCGCGCCCUUCCCCCGCGCCUCAGCCUUCUCCCGUGACUCACGCUCGCCCCUGCAUCAAACACGCGCCGGGGCGCAUGCGCAGUGGUCCCAUGCUGUAAAUGUCGCUGCGCCAUCGUAGAUUAAAAGGGAAAACGGGAAAAAGUCGGCUCCUGCCAAGGCCUGCCACGUCGGAAGUGAGAAAAACAGCGUUUCCUUCUGACUUCCACUAAUACAUUAAAAUAGAAAAGUCCCGCCGCGGCUUUCCUCCCCGGCACGUUCGAGAACAUUCCAGUUGCUACAAAGGAGAAAGCGGAAAGAAUGACGUCAAACGCCCAACUUCACCCUGUCCUGCACACCUCUCCGAAGAAACACAAAUUCCCAUGCCACAAGGACGUGUUUUCCCAAUUCAACGCGCAUCUGAAGAUACGC
Messenger RNA from Scleropages formosus (Asian bonytongue), 2413 nucleotides. It is a transcript of the gene ndufv2, whose product is annotated as NADH:ubiquinone oxidoreductase core subunit V2. The record is from RefSeq and is a predicted model, not a curated record. Bases 99 to 836 code for a protein of 245 amino acids. The transcript has 8 exons. Gene Ontology annotation, molecular function: NADH dehydrogenase activity. Lineage: Eukaryota; Metazoa; Chordata; Actinopteri; Osteoglossiformes; Osteoglossidae. Gene Ontology annotation, biological process: mitochondrial electron transport, NADH to ubiquinone. Gene Ontology annotation, cellular component: respiratory chain complex I.